AUGAUCAGGGACAGUAAUAUUCCGGAGAAAUUUGUCAGAAUUGCAGGGAUUCCACAGAAUCUAGACUUGGGAGUAGUAAAGACACGUCUGAAGGAAUUUGGAACCAUAAUUGAUGCUCGUUGGGAACGCUAUCGGGUGGCAGAGGAUGACGUUUUAUACCCUGUCCUUGCCACUUGGAUGAUAGUACGAAUGACGUUGACUAAGAAUAUUCCCUCAUACAUUACUAUUGGCAGCUAUCGUGCCAUGGUAAAGUAUGAGGGACAAAAACCUACUUGCAGACUGUGUGACGACGAAACCCAUUUUAGCUACAACUGCCCAACUUUGAGACGUAAUAAGGAACCUAUCAUUGUCCAAAAGCCCAGUAAUAAAAUGACUAAAAAGACAGAGACAGUCCCGGAAAAACCCGUCACUCUACCCUUAGAUGUAGACCCCAUGGUUUCUAAGGCCCUUCUUGAGUGUGGAUUACAAAGUUCACUCUCAGGGGGGACUCCCAACUUAGAAAUUUCUCCCACCGAACAACCCGUUAAAUCCACAGACGACCCACCACGACAGACUCCGCCCGCUCAAAUGAUAAUCCCUGAAACACAACCUGAUGACUCGGAACCUAUGACAAUUUCCAUGGAACCAGUGGAACCCAAUUUGGGGGAAGUUGAGUCCAUGGAAACUGACAAAACAAGUGACCACCUGAAAGUUCCCACUGUCGAGCGACGUCAAAUUCUUUUUAACUUCUGCAGGGACGGUAACCUAGAUAUCGUGGGACUUCAAGAGGUAGCAUUUCAUUCUUGUCCAAUUAUUGAAAGUCGCUACCGUUUGUUGGCAAAUGUCGGUCCCAACAAAAAUGGAACAGCCAUUCUCAUUAGACAUGGUCUGGACUAUUCUCGAUUACUUCUAGAACCCGACGGAAGGCUUAUAUCUAUUGACGUGAAAUGUUUCACGUUCAUUAAUAUCUAUGCUCCGUCAGGUAGUCACGUAAAAACCGAGAGAAACAACUUCCUUAGUCAAACCGUCCCUGCUUACACAAUAACUACUCGACUGCCCUUCGUGUUGAUGGGCGAUUUUAACUGCGUAGACGACAUCCAAGAUAAGGCAUCUAUGCUUUGA
This is a messenger RNA of Daphnia magna, 1101 nucleotides long. RefSeq lists its product as uncharacterized. The record is from RefSeq and is a predicted model, not a curated record. Gene Ontology annotation, molecular function: catalytic activity. The transcript is spliced from 3 exons. The coding region runs from base 1 to 1101 and encodes 366 amino acids. NCBI's taxonomy places the organism in Eukaryota, Metazoa, Arthropoda, Branchiopoda, Diplostraca, Daphniidae.